UUUUUUUUUAAAGAAUUGCAAAGCAAUUUGAAAUAAUUUUUGACGCCAAAAUUUGCAAGAAAAAUUACAAGUACAUAUAUUUCCAUCGAUUUGGCACAUUUUUCGAUGCAUAUACAAAAGUAUUCAAAAUACGCGUCCCCAUUUGCAAAAUCAUUGCCGCAUAAUUAAUGGAGCGGUUCAAUUAGUCGUCUCCCUCUGACACACAGCCGCUUAAGGAAUGAUGCGUCGGAAAUUUCUAUGAUGCAGACCAGUCUAAACAGAGUAUAAGGUUGGGCGAACGUAACAUUCGACCUGAACGGAAAAAACCGAGGUUUUGUUGGUGCGGUGGAAAAUGGCUAUUAGUGUUAGUAUAUAUUUAUUUUUGGUAAUAAUUUUAUUUCGUUAUCGGUGCGGUCACACUGGUCAAAAUCGGGUCAAGUGUACGUGGAUUUUUGGUGACUUAAGGAAGUGCGAUUGCAAACAAAUUGGAGAACAUUAUCAAAAGUUGUGUAAAUAAUACAACCAAAAAAUUAGCGUAUAAUACAAUUUAACUGUGAACAAAUGCUCCGAUAGGUUUUUGUAAAUAACGGAGCACCCAAAUUGAUUGUGUGCGACUCAGUGCUGUUAUCAAAAUAAGAACUGCAAAAAUAUAAAAAGACGCUCGAUAAUUAUUAAUUAUUGACGAUGGCUCCUACACGCAGGCCUAGUGAUGGACUAUUGGCCCGUGUCAACUUUCCGUUGUAUGCGGUCGAUAUGCUUACCAGUCGGCAUAUCUUGGUUGCUGGCGGCGGUGGUUCCAGCAAAACUGGCGUAGCAAAUGGCUUUGAAAUUUACGAACUUUAUCACAACGGCAGUCACUUUUGUGCGGAGGAGGUUUUGCGUCACGAAACAGGUGCCAACGUAGUCAUGAAUUUUGCAGUGCGAAAUAGUGGACGACGAGCGUACUUGUGUGCUGGUCAAGAGGCGCAUUGUCAAAUGUACUUCGUCCAGCCACAGCUCGAUAUAACGAGCGACGCAAGUAUGGACAAAAAACUAACUCAAAGCGAUCAUCCCCAUGAGAAUGGGGUUCGUCAUCGAGGUGUUCAACCACACUCUGGAGUCGAAACGCUGUCUAAUGGAAACAACUGUCAUCCGCCAACAGCAGCAGACGUACUAAAGCAAUUUCAGCGUCUACAAUUCGACAUUCAAGCUGCGGAUGUAAUUCAAACUGAUUUUCUGAGUAACGGUGAACCACUGCAACGAGUAGUUCGGAUAAGUAGUAAUGGUCGCCUGAUGGCCACUGGUGGCACCGACGGGCAACUGCGUGUUUGGACAUUUCCACAAAUGCAACUGAGCACAUCAUGGCCUGCUCAUAAUAAGGAAAUUGACGAUCUAGAUUUUAGUCCAGAUUGUAAAUAUAUCGUCAGUAUUUCUAAGGAUGCCCAGGGUAUAGUCUGGGAUCUGAGCACAGGAAAACAACAGCACAAACUGAAAUGGCAAACACAGGAAGGAAAUAAGUAUUUAUUUAAACGUUGCCGUUAUGGCACCGUGGAGGGUCAUAAAGACAACUACAGACUUUUCACAGUUACCAAUCCUCUGGGGAAAGUAGGCAAGCAACGGGGCUUUGUGCAGCAAUGGGAUUGUAAGAAUGGUGAAUUGCGGGUGGCUGCAUCUGUUGACGAGAGCUUGUCUUCGUUGGCAGUCAGAGAUGAUGGACGAUUCGUAGCUGUCGGCACAAUGUUCUCCGGCAGCGUAUCCAUAUAUAUAGCAUUUAGCUUACAGCGAGUGCUUCACAUUCCACAUGCUCACUCCAUGUUUGUCACCGGGCUGCAAUUUCUUCCUAUUACAAAUGAAGAGGGACCGCCUAUUUCCAGUGACACCGAAGCAGCCGUACUCUCAAUAUCAGUGGACAAUAAAGUUUGCAUUCAUAGUCUACCCCAGCGGAAAACAAUCCCAGCAUGGCUUGCAGUUGUCUUCAUGGUAAUUAUGAUAUUUAUCGUGCUUGUACUUUGUUCCUACAUAGGCAUCUGAAGACUGGACCUUCGAAGUUUAUUUACAUUUUUAGUGUAUGAACAGUACUAGCAAUACCAAUUUAUUAUUUUAAGUAAAUAGUUGUUUAUCUACCAGCUGCCUUAUCUUAUAUGGCCACUGUAUACAUCAAUAUUGUACCAUAUUUUGCAUCUGUUUCUCCAGGCCUCAGUUACAUUGUUUGUUGUAAAUGAAAUUAACAUUACCGUGCAAUUAUAUUGAAAUAUAAAGUCGAUAAUUAAAUGUAUAUUCAUCUAAUUACAUGGAUUUAAUAAUUAUAAUUACAAAGAUUGGCAUUAACUGAGGAAAUUUAGCAAUAAACAUUACAAUAAAUUAUAUAAAUACAUAGUUUAAAAAUAAGAUAAGUCAAUAUUAGAAAUAUUUCGUUAACUAUUGAUAAGCGUCAUAUUUCUUUAAAU
Messenger RNA from Drosophila albomicans, 2405 nucleotides. Its product is annotated as prolactin regulatory element-binding protein. Gene Ontology annotation, molecular function: protein binding; GTPase activator activity; guanyl-nucleotide exchange factor activity. The record is from RefSeq and is a predicted model, not a curated record. Gene Ontology annotation, cellular component: endoplasmic reticulum membrane. The coding region runs from base 664 to 1989 and encodes 441 amino acids. The transcript is spliced from 5 exons. NCBI's taxonomy places the organism in Eukaryota, Metazoa, Arthropoda, Insecta, Diptera, Drosophilidae. Gene Ontology annotation, biological process: protein secretion.